Molecule: messenger RNA, 369 nt
Organism: Phytophthora nicotianae INRA-310
Lineage: Eukaryota; Oomycota; Peronosporomycetes; Peronosporales; Peronosporaceae
Exons: 2
Coding region: 1-369 (122 amino acids)
Source: RefSeq, a predicted model, not a curated record
AUGUGGAUAGGGAAAGGAUUGGAGGCUGUUUCCGUGCCAUUCCAGAAUUUGCGCUAUGGUGGGUCCACGGUUGGAUGGAAAUCAAAGAAACCAGGCGGCUUCGAGACUCAGUGGAGUUACAAGACUCCGAAUGGUGCUGAAGUAUUUGCUGGAGAAGAUGCGGUUGUGAGGCAUGCGAUAGAGUCCGGUUUGCUGGCGAAUAGCGAUGAUGAAGAAGAGAAGACCGAAGACAACGCCAGCCCCGACAGCGAAAACGUUGAGGAUAGUAAUAUUCGAGUAUUGCAGAUCGACACAAGCGCACAGCUGUCACAACACACUCUUGGCGAUCUAUUUGGCGCCUCGAGUGACUCAGAAGUCGAGCUGUCGUAG